CUAAAGGCGCGUCGGGCCGCGUCGCGCUGGUGCAGGUGCAGAGGCUCUUCGAGAGAGAGAGAGAGAGAGCGAGAGAGAGAGCGCGAGAGUGAUAAGGAUGCGAAAAGGAGAGAAGGGGAAGAAGAAGGGCGAGAAUGAAGGGAAACGCCGGAGGAAAGGGUGCAGGGCAUGAGUAAAAGGAUUUCAGCAGCUGCCAGUGCGUCUAGCAUCCCGGGGGCUCGUCUAUGAAUGAUUUAUAGAAAGGGGGCACUUUGAGAUAUGAUGAGCUCUCUUACUGGCUGGCAAUAGUACUAUGAUUUGGUAUGUGGCCACUUUGAUAGCAAGUGUGUUCAGCGCCCGAGGAACGGCCGCUCAAGGUGCCCACGGAGUCAGCGAGGAGCCCCAGUUUGUGACUGCCCGUGCUGGGGACACCGUGGUUCUGGGAUGUGACGUGUCCCACCCGCUCAACGGGCAGCCCUACGUGGUGGAGUGGUUCAAGUUCGGAGUGCCCAUCCCCUUCUUCAUCAACUUCCGAUUCUACCCUCCCCAUGUGGACCCGGAGUACGCCGGAAGAGCUAGCCUGCAUGGGAAGUCAUCUCUGCGGAUUGAGAGGGUACGUUCAGAUGAUCAGGGCUGGUACGAGUGCAAGGUGUUGAUGUUGGAGCAGCAGUACGACACCUUCCACAAUGGCAGCUGGGUGCACCUUACAGUGAAUGCUCCACCGACGUUCACAGACACACCGCCGCAGUACGUGGAGGCUAAAGAAGGGGGCAGUAUCACUCUCAGCUGCACGGCGUUCGGCAACCCCAAACCCUUGGUCAGCUGGAUACGGGAGGGUGAACAAUUACAGGACAGCGCCAAGUACAAGGUGAGCGACGGCAGUCUGACGGUGUUGUCCAUCAGCCGGCAGGACAGAGGAGCGUACACGUGCAGGGCCUACAGCGUGCAGGGAGAGGCCAUCCACACCACACGCCUACUCGUCCAAGGACCUCCAUUUAUCGUCUCCCCUCCCGAGAACAUAACCGUGAACAUAUCCCAGGAUGCAUUCUUCACCUGCCAGGCCGAGGCGUAUCCUGGAAACAUGACGUACACCUGGUUCUGGGAGGAAGAUAAUGUCUUCUUCAAGAACGAUCUAAAGCGCAGAGUGAGCAUUCUGAUUGACGGCUCCCUCAUCAUUGCCCAGGUGAAGCCAGAGGAUGCAGGGAAGUACACUUGCAGCCCCAGUAAUAGCCUUGGUCGGCCCCCCACUGCGUCAGCAUACCUGACAGUGCAAUACCCUGCCCGUGUGGUGAACAUGCCACCCGUCAUUUAUGUGGCCAUCGGACUGCCGGGGUACAUCCGCUGCCCGGUGGAUGCCAACCCACCUGUCACUUCAGUGAAGUGGAAAAAAGACGGUCUGCCUCUCCGGAUAGAGAAGUAUCCUGGCUGGAGCCAAAUGGAGGAUGGGAGCAUUCGAGUGGCCGAGGUGACAGAGGACUCUCUUGGCACCUACGCCUGCGUGCCUUACAACGCCCUGGGUACCAUGGGACAGUCCCCUCCCGCCCCCCUGGUGCUAAAGGAUCCCCCUAAGUUUCUGGUGGUUCCAGGAGGAGAGUACAGACAGGAGGCAGGAAGAGAGCUUGUCAUCCCCUGUGAGGCAGAAGGAGACCCAUUCCCCAACAUAACAUGGAGGAAGGUAGGGAAGCCCAGCAGGGGCAAGCACAACGUCCUACCAAGAGGCAGCUUACAGUUCAAAUCUCUCAGCAAGGAGGACCAUGGGGAGUGGGAGUGUGUCGCUUCCAAUGUUGCCACGAGCAUCACUGCCAGCACGCGCCUCCUCGUAAUCGGCACAAGCCCUCACGCCCCCAAAAACAUCCACGUUUCGGUCUCGACGACCUCGGCCAACGUCUCAUGGGAGCCAGGCUAUGACGGCGGCUUCGAGCAGACAUUCUCAGUCUGGUACGGCCAUGUGGUGAAGAGGGAGCAGCUAGGCUCGCAUGACUGGCUCUCCAUGCCUGUGCCAAGCGGACAGCACUGGCUGCUGGUGCAGGGCCUGGAGUCUGAGACGGCCUACCAGUUCAGCGUCCUGGCGCAAAACAAGCUGGGCACGGGGCCCUUCAGCGAGGUCGUCACUGUGAACACUCUAGUAUUUCCUAUAAGUACCCCCGAACCUCUGGUGCUGCUUACCCCACCACGGUGCCUCACAGCCAACCGGACACAACAGGGAGUCCUGCUAUCAUGGAUUCCUCCAGCCAAUCACACGUCGCCGAUCGAUCAUUACAUCAUGGAGUUCCGCCUCGGCGAGAGGUGGGACGUCCUGGAUGAUGCAAUCCCUGCAGGAGAGACGGAGCUGUUAGCCAGAGACCUGAUUCAGGAGGUGUGGUACGAGUUCAGAGUCAUGGCAGUCAUGGAGGACCUCAUCAGUGAACCCAGUAAUGUAGUUGGUGUCUCCAGUACAGACUUCUUCCCACCGCCUGACGUGGCAGACGAGGGGAUGGCCCGGCCGGUGGUGGCGGGCAUCGUGGCUACCAUCUGCUUCCUGGCGGCGGCCGUCCUCUUCAGCACACUGGCAGCCUGCUUCGUCAACAAGCAGCGGCGGCGCAAACUCAAGAGGCGACGAGAUCCUCCUCUUUCAAUAACACACACCAGAAAAAGCGUGGAGACUCCGCCAUCUUCUGGAAAGAUGAGUCCAGAGAGUGUCCGAUCCAUUGGAGCUCCAUCGGAGUCAUCUGAGGAUGGAUCACGAGCUAAGAAAAGUCCUGCCAAGGAGAAGGAGCUUUCUUUAUACAAGAAGACCAAAAGAGCAAUAAUUAGCAAGAAAUAUAGUGUCUCUAAACAUGAAGCUGAGGCUACUACACCUAUUGAGUUAAUCAGUCGUGGGCCAGAUGGUCGCUUUGUCAUGGAUCCCACUGACAUAGACGCACCUGUCAAGCCUAGGCGUAUUGAGGGCUUCCCCUUUGUGGAAGAGUCAGACCUUUACCCAGAAUUUCGACAGUCUGAUGAAGAGAAUGAUGAUCCAGGCCCCAUGCCUCCUAUGAUGGCCACUCUCAGACCCCAUCAGAUCUCUCCCAUUUCUUCCAGCCAGGAGUCUUACUUGCAGCCCCCAGCCUAUAGCCCCCGCUUCCAGAGGCCACUUGAAGGGAUGACCAUCAUGGAAAGCAGUCGACUUCAGGCCAUGGGGCAGAUCCGUGGUGCUCCUCAUUUUCGAGCCUUUUCUCAUGGCCAGUUCUACUUGGGCAGCUACUUGGGCAGUCCUGGAGAACCUGAGCCUCCACCUCCUUUCUACAUGCCAGACACCAGCCCACUUAGCUCAGUAAUGUCUUCACCCCCUUACCACCUUGAGGGGCCUUUUGGUCAUCCAACCAUACCAGAGGAAAUCAGUGAAGGAGAGAUUCAGCACUAUGCAGUCUCAGGCUGCUCCCUUCCCUUGACACACACAUCGUCCCGUUCCCCAGAUAUAUGGCAACGGCCUGAUUUCUCCUUUGCCACGUUUGAGGGUCCUCACUUCAUAUUCCCACCCCACCACCCUUUGCAAUUUCACCGGGAACCUUCUCUUCCACCACCCCUCAUUCUCCCUCCUAGUGCUCUCCCACCUGCCUCCAUUCAUAUACCUUCCUAUCCUGGUAUUCUUCAGCUGGAGGCCCCAAAGAGUCGGCUAGGCAAGUCUCCCAGCAAAGUGAAGCCUCAGGGCCUUCCAGCCAAGCAUUUACCUAUGCAAGAGGCACAGAGUCUAGGGCAGCUAAGACACACAAGCCACGGUAUGGGUGUGCCGGUAUUGCCUUACCCUGACCCAGCGUCUCACAUUGUUGGUCCUAGCUCAUUUGGAAGCCUGGAUACCCGUUGGUAUGAGUUAACUCCCAGGCUCAGUCCCAGACAGCCCCGUAGGAUGGAACCCAGCAUGGUGGUACUCCAGCCUUCCCGUCUCUCACCCCUAACUCAAAGCCCGAUUAGCUCUCAUGAGGGUUCUCCAGAGAUUGUAGUCCGCCCCAGGCCCCGUCCUAGCAUUGUCCAGCCUUCAAUUCCCCCUGGGAUGUCUGAAAUAACCCUGCAGCCACCUUCUUCUGUUAGCUUUUCAAAAAGAUCCUCACCUUCUUCUUCCCCUGCUCAAGGCCAAGGAAGCCGACGGGCAAGUCCUAUUUACCGCUCCCACAUGGCCUUUGGCACCUCAGCAACAAGCUAUCCAUCCCAAUCUCCAUCACCCCCCAUGGAAAGCAGCAGAAUUUUUGGACAGAUGCCAACCCAGAGGAGGAGUGAGGAGGAGAUUCUGCCAUCAGAACCCUCUCCGCCCCAGCUAUCAGCUUCAGGAAAACGUCGAGGUACACCGAGUGGUCCUGCAGGGUCUGAGAGGAUAGAAGCACUGAGAUAUCAACGUGUCAAAAAAGCCAAGAAGGUUGUGGUUAACAAUAACAACUCCAAGGCCAGAAAGAAAAUGGGUGUGUCGACCUCUCAGACCCAGCAGCCCCACACCUCUCAGGUCCUCCCACCAGAAGAAGCUCUCUACCUCCGCAAGAAGAAGAGGAAGUUAACCAGACAGGACCCGUACACCCGCUUCUCCGCCCUGCUGUACCGCCGUCCUCCGCAAGAUGACCAGAAAGCCAUUCUGGCCAGUAUGGACAUAGUGGACCCAGACCACGCCACUUUCCUGUGAGGGCCCAGAGAGCAGGCCACACUCUUCCCAAAGCCCACUGGUUCUGCACUGAGUUUCCCACCACCCCAGCUGUGCCCCAUAUCUACACCUCAUCUUUCCAUUCAUCCUUUUUGUUUUUCUUCCUUUUCGUUUUUGAAACCUCUCUUUUCACAAGAUAAUGCUGGUUGGUAGUGUUCCAAGGUUUUGCUCCAGUGCAAGACUACCUCAAACAGAGAACUAGGGUCAUUAGGGUUUAGGUUUAUUUCUCUUCCGAAAGAGGCGUGCCAGCGUUGAGGCUCAUGCGUGUGGUUUACAGCUGUCAUCACUCCUCACAUUCCUGCACCUGUUUCAUUCUGCCAGUAGUCUUACUCUGUCUCAGCAGAACACAGGGUUCUCAUGCGUAGGCCAGAUAUACCUCAGAGUCACCCGAGACUCAUCAGUGCAACACUGCUGGACAGGCGAACGUUCUGUAACUUCCUAACAGUCCACCAUUUGGUCGUGGUGCUUUUUUUCCCUUUUCUUGUAAUAUCGUUAGGCAUCAUUUAUGUUCAAAAGAAAAAUAUUUCAGGUCUUUCAAGGCAGAAUGACUGUUAUGCUCAUAAUGGUAUUAUGUAUUAAUAUACUUAUACCACAGCACUUUUAAAUUCUCUAAUCUGAUUGGUCAGAUGGUGGUUAAUUUACUAUAACAGCAGCUCUGACAUUAGUUCCAGCUUAAUCAAUGGAUUUGCCCUAAUAUGUUAUCAUUUCUAUAGUAACAGUUUAUUACAGGGAUUUGUACAACAGAUACUCAGCAUAAAGUGACUAAUUGUUAACAUGGUGCAUUGCUCUGUAAAGAGUUUAAGUUUAUGUAACAUUUUGGAAGGAGUUUCCAGUGCUUUAUAUUCAUCAGUGAUAAAGCUGGAACUUCAGGCUUUGUACUUUGGAGUUUCCUGUAGCUUGGCAAGCUGCAUUUCUUUGUCAUAAUUAAAUUAAAGAGAUAGCUUAUGAAUAAACAGUUGUUUUUCUAUGUUAUAACUAUGUUAGGAUGUUCCGUAGCAUGAAAUGUAACAAUAAACAGAUAAAAGUAUACACAUCUCUUGCAGCACUCUGUGCUGACUCACAUCCCAUAACAUGUUUGCUGUGGUAUAAGAGGAAUAGAACAUGCUGGGUUGUCCUGUUAUUGGAAAAUAAUCAGCUUUGGGAUAGUAACAGUAACUCGGCUUUGAGUCACAACACCCCAUCGCUGGUUAUUUGCAUGGAACAGCAUGCUCCAUCAGGUUCUAUUCCUUACAUAAUAUGCAUUGUGUGUGUGCAGUGUGGUCGUUUUUCAUUCGUCCGCUCCUCCAUGGAUUUGGAAUGCUCAGUAUUUCCAGUACUUUAUUGGGGGGAGAAUUUCGUUUCUUCGAAACACCGUUCACGAUCCGUUCUUUAGCUGAAGAAGUGACAACGAUACUGUUAGAUAUUCCGAAUGAAUCCUGAAAAGGGAACAAAGACGUUAUCCAGAGAUGCGCACAGGUUACUUUCCACUACAAUCCAAAGCUGCUAUGGCCGUGUGUGUACAUUUUUCUGGGUUGGUGUUUUCUGUAAAUAAGUCUUUUGCAUUGGAGCAAAAUCUUGGUAAUCACUGUGAUGUUCUGUUUUUUACGUUGAUGCUAACUUAGUCUUGUUUUUCGGAGCUCCUAUUUAAAAACAAACAAACAUAGUAAGUACCUUAAAUCAAUUUUUAAAAAAAGAAAAUACUACAGUUUCCUUAAUAAUCAAUAAAAUUCUUGAGUAUAAUGUACUGUGAGAAGCGUAGGGUUUCGUGCCAUAAUUAUACUGUAGUAUUUUUUCAACUGUCCCCUCAUUCCCUUUUAUCCAAAAAGGCAUAUUUAGGCCAAAGUAGGGCUCUUGAAUGCUUGGCUCCAUUUCUUUGUCUCUUUCUUCUUUUUCUUUCUUGUUUUUUUUUCUUGGUUUAUUUCCAAUGGAAACCUACUGCCUUUGUGGGCCAUUUUUGUAGCCUUUUAUUUUGAGGGUUAACCUGGCUGCAAGUAGAAGCAGCACCCCAGCUCCUGUCUCGAUCCUCUCUGGAAAGACAUUAUGGGAAACGCCUACGAGAAGACCAGGCUUUCCCAUGCGGCCAAAGUUUUUUAUCGUAUAUCUAAUCAUCCAAGGGUGCUUCUUUUCUACUGGUUAAUAUGUAUUCUCACUGUCAGGACAAACAUAUCUGUGCUCAUGUACGUUCACUUUGGUGGCCAGUCAUUGAAAGGGGAUGGUGCUGGUGGUGGUCAGCGAUGGUGCUCUACCUGUUUCACAUUCAUUUGUCCCUGCUGAAAGAAAAAAAAAAAAAAAAGCUCACAAGGGCGUAGGUUGGCUCAGUAGUAUCAGUUAUCAUAAAGGGGACUCCAAAUUUAAGCUAGGUUGAUGUUUAACCUAAGUUUUGCAAAUGGAUUGUGUUGGUUCACAAUCAAGCCCCUCCCAAAGCCUAAUCAGUACAAUACGGGCGUGUUCAACAGCCUAUUUUGGGUGCUAUCAAACUUUGGGAGUCUUCGGACCGUAAUCACUUGAAAUUGCUUAAUUUCUCUAAGUCGAUCUUCCGGCAGAUGUGGCUGCUGCUCGUCAUUUGAACACCGCAGUAUUUGACGUUUUAGGAUUUCGACAUCAUCCGAGCGUUGGAUCAAAACAUUCAAUGUUUUGCUGUGGCAUCUUGACGGUCAAUACCUAGUGUCCAUCAAAAUGCUUUUUUUUUAGCGUUAAAAAUGUCCUCGUUCAUACUUGACUUACAUCUGGGUGCUGAAUGUGAUCACCGGUUUGCAUUUAUGAUUUUAGCUACAUCAACAUUAGAGGCUGGGGUGUACCUCAGGCGAGUAAGGGCACUUCCUGUCGGCAUGGUUAUGAGGAUUCAGAUUUAUUUUGUCAUGACUGCACUUUCUUAAAAACAAAACUGGAAUACCUUUGAUGUAUUCUGUGCUUAUGUGAGACCAGCGCAUUACAAGUGUACCUGUGUAAGCAUUUCUGAUGAUUUUAUUUCACCUUGGUUAGGGGACUGAUUGUCAACUAGUCAUACAUGGGUAGUCAUUUUGGAGCUUUUAGAUGAUACUAAGCACCGAGUGUGACACUUGGCACAAAGCGUCGCGAUCGGUUCAGAUCACACCUCUUCUUUAUGUUCUGUGAAUGUUUUCUUUGCAAAGAAUAUCAGACUUUGCGUGUUAAUGUCUGUAACUGUUGUUCCAUUUGUAAUUUCGGUAAAUGUCUGAUUAGAUGACCCAUGAAAGACGUGGCAACACACUUUUAGAUAGAUCUUCACAAAUAGGUAGUUCAUUUCAAAGAUGUGCUCCUCAAGUAUUUACAAGACUGGGCAAUUUAUUUAUUUUUUUUUUUGGUCAACUAUGGUGCUUUGUAAAAGAUAUAGAACUAUUUAAUUAACUAAAUAUUGUUCUUUUACGUUUCUUUCUUUUUCAAAAGAGUGAUAUAAAAAAAAGGAAUAUCCAAAAUGCUAGGAAUGUACUGUAAUAUGUCAGAAAUACUGUAUAUAAUAGCAUAUAUUGCACAAUGUAUGAUAAAAUUUUAGUAAUUUUGAAUAAAUUGGACAAUAUAUGCACGCGACUAAAAUAUAUUCAUAAAACAUAUUCCCAUAUUUUGAAUUCAUUCAUUUUUUUUUAACAAUGUGUUUGUAAUAUUACUUUUUCAUCAAGGUUUCUUCACUUUAAAGCAUCCUUAAGCGUUCAGUAGACACAAGAAGAUAAAUUUCCAUGGAUCUUGGAUUUUUUUUUUUUUUUCUUGGCGGUUGUUUGGAUCAAUAUCUGUGAAAUUAUUUUUCCCAAACUAUAAACUUCUCGGUCUCUUCUGUAGCACCAUCCACUUAUAUUUCCACUUGUUGUGAAUUAGGCUCUGGCAGGCCGACACAGAUACUCCAGGAGUUUGUAGGUUCUUUAAGAGAUCUAAUAAAUGCUGAAUAAACCUCGGCUCAUAAACAGUGCCACAGAAGAUUUGUAAUAAACAAACAAACAAACAAAUAAAUACAUAAAUAAAACAGACACAAGGCUUUAAAGAGAGUGAACACUUGAGCUCGUUCAGUAGCGUCGUAGCCAUCAUCGAGUGACAAGCUUCACCUUCUAGAUCUCACUGACUUUGCCUUGCAUUUAUUUUGUAUGGAAUUUAUAUCUGUCCACGGAACAAGCAUUCUGUUACUUUAUCAUGACGAUUUAUUUCGAGAGAAACAUUUUCCAUUCCAAUUCAUCAUUUUUUGCGUUUGCAUAAUUUUGAAUAAAACAACCAUCUUAGUAAAGCUGGAGUCUUUGUUUUGAUUGAAACACAAAUCAUUUCCACUUUAUUCCUGUUUUUUUUUCUUCCUCACAAUCAUGUGUGAUAUCAUGUUUAUAACUCCAAAAUAUUUUCCUUUGAUUUUUUCAUGAAAAUAUUUCCUAAUUUCAGAUCUGUUUUUUUUUUCCACUUUUUCUGGACGUAUAUUUAUUUGUCUCAUUUAAGUCUACACUUCCUUGUUCUGAGGAUCACUGAGCUCAAAUCCCCUCUGUACGGCUUCACGAAUGAAAUCUACAAGAAUAUAUGCAUACGGUAAAUGUAUAUUUCUCUAUUUCUCAAUGUUUAGUGAGGAUUUUUUUAUUUAUUGUGAUCAUCCUUUAAUUUUGAUGGACUGAUGCUUAGCUCACUGGACAAGGUCAUGGCACUUUCUCUGUUAUAUCUCUGUUAACAGAUCAAAAUGUAUAUACAUGAUUAGAGACGUGUUUAGCAUGAUCUUACGGUUCUGUUGAAUGCUAUUAUCCAGAGCAGAUAUGUUUCCGAAUGCGUGCUCAUGAGAGAUGAUUUUAGUAAAAUGAAGCAGAUUAUUUAUUAAAUACAAAUUUUUUUCUUUUUAUAUAUCACUUACAAGCGAUGAAGAAACGGUGGGAUGUUGAUGUGAUGACGGGGAAAAACAUGCCAACGUUAUUUGUUAUCACUCCGCCAUUAGAUCAUUUAACGUAACACUUGACCGAAAAACAUUGAUUUCGACAUAUGAAACAGAGAAAAAUAAAUGGAAAGAUUUCAGUUUUGACCUUGAAAUAAUUUUAAUGUUCUCCUAAAUGCCAGUAUUUUGAAUUGGGUGUUAGAACGUGAUCUACAGUCGAAGGUAGAAGCUGAACCAAAUGACUUUAUUCCAAACAAUUCUGCUGUAUUUUUUAUUUAGUUAGGUGGUACUCUUUAAAAAUAUAGGUACUGUUGCUGGAGUGUUAUCGUUAAAGGAAUAUCUUUUACCUCUGAGUUCCAUAAAGGGACUUUAAGGGCAACUGAUACCUUUACAUUUACUCUAAAAGCUCAUCACUGGAACACAUCAUGACGGGAAAAGAUGCGUACUGAAGGUAGAAAAGGUGUUUCCUUCAUGAUAUCACUCCAGUGCCAAGAAGAAGAAAACAAAAAAACAGUACCUUUAUUUCGAUACCCCCUGAUGUGUUUAAAAGAUUUCUAUUUCAUCUGAUCAAGAAUGGAACUGUUCAAAUACUUGGCGAGUUUUUGUAAAAAAAAAACAACAAAAAAACACAAAUUUGCAGAAUGCAUGCUUAAACAUUGACCUCCUAAAGAACAUCAGGGAUUUACCAAGUGAUCAUGCUGCUUACCUUUAGGUGGAGAAAGGGCGAGGGUCGGUCUGGUAUCAGCACAAUAUGGCGCAUGGGGGAAUUACGAGAUGUCAGGCUUCAUUUGGCACUUUGUGUGCUUGCAGGAAAAAAUAAAAAUAAAAAAACCUAUAGAGAUGAUCAGGAACGUCUCAGUCGACUGCAGAUACACACGCAACAAUAGAACUUUUCACAAGAUGUAAAUAAAGACUACAUAUCUUGCAAUAUAUUUUUGUACACGAGAAAUUGCUGCACACUGUGGAUAUUGUUAGAUGAAUGAUUAAAGGGGUCGUUUUAUGGUCUGUAUAUUGAACAAUGUGAAUAAUAAUCUUACAAAUUAGACUGAAGAGCAGAAUGAAGAAAAUAUAUUCAACAUGUAAGAAUUUACAAACCAAAGGGGGAUAACCUUGUCUGUUUUUUUUGGGCCGGGGGGGGGGGGGGGUGUUUGCUUAUAGUACAUAGCAUUUUAUUCGUUUCAUCUUUAUACACAGCUCAGCAUCUAGGAAAAUAACGCUGAAAUGUAGAAUAGUGCAGAGAUGCUAAUAUAAUAGCUAAAAUAUUAUUGUGCUUCAUGAAAAAAUAUCCUCCAGGUUUGAGAUUAUUUUCCUUUUUUGUUUUUUCCAGUAUGCCUUAUUUGACAAUAUAUUUUUCAUACCAUCAAUGCCCUUUACAUUAAAACUUUUAACUGUGACAAAAGGUUUCUGCUCUGCUGUUUGCAUUGUGAUGUUAGAUCGUUUACGCCCCAUGUUUCUUUCCUUUCUUUUUUUGUAUUUAUCGCAAAAACACAGCCACGAUGCAUCGUCGUCCUUUAACGCCAUCGAAGUCAGUGACGUGUCUGCGUAGACUUACUGCCUCAUUGACUUCAAUGGGAUCGGACUGGCGGGAAGGCACACAUACAAUAUGUAUAGCAGCACAGUGUAAGAUAUGUGUAAUCUGUAUUCUUCUAGUAAGCAGGCUGUACAAGUAGAGAUAUUUUGGCAGUGUACUGUAUGUAUAAAGGACAGAUAUUUAUAGCUACAGAUUAAAAAAGAUAACUGAACGAUCUAACUUUUGUACAAGGUUAAAGAACGUGUGAUUCAACUUUGAUGUCCUGUUUAUGAAAAAAUGUAUGUUUUUCUUUUUUUUCCUCUCGUGACGGUAGCGAAAGUGUGGUUAUUAGCGAUAUGACAGAUGUUACAAACUGCUUUUGUAGAUUAUCUGUAGAUAACUCUUACAGUCAAAGUAAGAUUUUAUAGAAACAUCAGUGUGGUGCAUAUUCACUCGCCAUCCCAUUGACCACAUUAUGACUUGGUGCUAUUUAUGAUCCAUUCUGUGGUCUAGACAGGAGAUGACUUUGGCGCAAACAUCACAUCUCACACGUAUUCAGACUAAUGUGAAGACCUAGCUGACAGUAUUUGUUAAUAUUUGAUGCAACGAAGAAGAAAAAAAACAACAACAAAACAUUUCUUACUGUAAAUUGUGUUAAUGCAGUGUUAGCGAAGACAUGUAUCAAGUAAAGAAAUAAGAUGUGAUGCUUACAAAAUGCUGUAAACUAACUCUUGUCCGAAACAAAUGGUCUGAAUUAAAUCAAGAAAAAAAUAAAGAUGUUUUGAGAAUAAAUAGCAUGUACAUUGCAAAUUAUAAAACAAGAAAUGAAGGAGGGAUUUACAACAAACAUAAAUGAAGGAAGGAAGAAAGCGAGGAAGGAAAGGAUUGUCACACCUUGAAGGAAGGAAGCAUGGAGGGGUGGAUGGCUGGAUGGAUGGAUGGAAGGAAGGAAGGAUUUGUAACAACUGGAAGGAAGGAAGGAAAGAAGGAAGGAAGGAAGGAAGGAAGGAAGGAAAGAAGGAAGGAAGGAAGGAAGGAAGGAAGAUCAGAAGAAAGUAGAGGGAAGGAGUGAAGCAACGGAAGGAUUUGUCACUAGAAGAAAAGAGUGAAGGAAGGAAUUGUAAUAACUGCUCAGAUGUUAGUCAUUAUGUUUUAGUCAUUCUGUAACCAUACAGUUUCAGUCAGAGUAACAUCAGCUCUGGAUCUGUAAUUAUUGUUUUUGCUCCUGUUAGUCUCCAUUAUCCACUCUAUAUCCACUCUCUCUCUGAUUUCUGUCUUUUAACUGCUCAUAAAUUCAUUUGACUGAAAACGACAUUUUUGUAGACUAAGGAUAAUGAUGGAUGUUAAAAUUCAUCUUCAAGUCUUCAAUUGCCACAAAUAACUAUUUUAUUAAAUUUACAUUAAAAAAUAAUCUUAAAAGAUGUUUAAAAAUAUAGUUCAAACCCUUCAAACAUCAGAGCUGCACACACUGUACUGUCUUAUUUACUUAUUAUUAACCUAGUUACCUAAUUAAUGAUCAAAUAUUUUUGUCUGAAUACAUUAUAAUACAGAGAUAAUGAUAAAUAUAUUGGUUAAAAAUGGUGGCAAGCCAGAUAGAAUGUAAAAGACUUCACAGUAUUUUACUAUAUUUGAGUUGCAUUUUAUCAGAUAUAUCCGUUCAUCCUGUACUGACGCAACCACUCGUCACGUCAAAGGGCGGUUCCUUUAGACAUGAUGUCUUUAUGGUGUCUGUACAGCUUCUGUUGUUUAGUACAGACUCAGUGUUAAAGAGAGCAAAAACAUUUUCUUAAAACUAGCUUGUGUAUUCUUCAUUCAUCUAUAUGAUUGCUGUAGUAGCCUGAGGCAAUUCAGGUCUAUAGGAAUGUGAUUUAACUUAUUCAAGAUUCAGGACUGUUGGAAAUUGAUUCAGAAAUCAGUGAUUCAGAGAUUCAGGACUGUGGGAAAUUGAUUCAGAAAUCGGUGAUUCAGAGAUUCAGGACUGUUGAAAAUUGAUUCAGAGAUUCAGGACUGUUGAAAAUUGAUUCAGAGAUUCAGGACUGUGGGAAAUUGACUCAGAAAUUAUUGAUUCAGAGGUUCAGGACUGUGGGAAUGUGAUUAAGAAUCCAGCUAUUCAGGACUGUGGGAAAGUGAUUCAGAAAUCAGUGAUUCAGAGAUUCAGGACUGUGGGAAAUUGAUUCAGAAAUCGGUGAUUCAGAGAUUCAGGACUGUUGAAAAUUGAUUCAGAGAUUCAGGACUGUUGAAAAUUGAUUCAGAGAUUCAGGACUGUGGGAAAUUGACUCAGAAAUUAUUGAUUCAGAGGUUCAGGACUGUGGGAAUGUGAUUAAGAAUCCAGCUAUUCAGGACUGUGGGAAAGUGAUUCAGAAAUCAGUGAUUCAGAGAUUCAGGACUGUGGGAAAUUGAUUCAGAAAUCGGUGAUUCAGAGAUUCAGGACUGUUGAAAAUUGAUUCAGAGAUUCAGGACUGUUGAAAAUUGAUUCAGAGAUUCAGGACUGUGGGAAAUUGACUCAGAAAUUAUUGAUUCAGAGGUUCAGGACUGUGGGAAUGUGAUUAAGAAUCCAGCUAUUCAGGACUGUGGGAAAGUGAUUUGCGACCCAGUACUGGGAAUGUCCCUCGGUUCAGGCAUAUUGACCUAUAAUUUAAUACCAUGCAUGCCAUUUGGAAAACAAAGAGCUCUUACAUCUGAAAUACAUUUGAGUUGGCCUUUAUUUCACAUGCUCCAUGCUGGGUAAAGCUCAUUGGGUUGCCAUGUUCAGAUGCUACAGUGUUAUGUAACCUUUACUCUGCUUCAGAAAUGUUUUGUAUUUUGAUAUAAUAAAAGAAUGAAAUCUA
Molecule: messenger RNA, 13787 nt
Organism: Hemibagrus wyckioides
Lineage: Eukaryota; Metazoa; Chordata; Actinopteri; Siluriformes; Bagridae
Gene: igsf9bb
Product: immunoglobulin superfamily, member 9Bb
Exons: 20
Coding region: 293-4606 (1437 amino acids)
Biological process (GO): cell-cell adhesion
Molecular function (GO): protein binding
Source: RefSeq, a predicted model, not a curated record